AUGCGUUCUUCAAAUGGACCAUUAAAAUUAUUUGUUGGUGGUAUAGGUGAUAAUCGUAAAUCUGAUUUAAAUCGUUUAUUUAGUAAAUAUGGUGAAAUAUCAACAAUAUAUAUUGAUGAAAAUAAACAUUUUGCUUUUGUUGAAUUUAUAUCAUCAAUUGAUGCACAACGUGCAUUAGAACAUACACAUAAUAAAAUUGUAAAUGGUUCAAAACUUCGUGUUGAAUAUGCUAAAUCAGAUAAAGUAUCACGUGAUAAUCGACGUUCAUUAUCUCGUGAUCAUUCACCAACAUCGACUUUAUAUAGUCAUUUACAGGUAACAGCUAAUCGUUUACCAUCUAUGCAAAUGUUUCGUCAAAGUUAUUAUCAACAUUAUCCAUUAACAAUGACAACGAAUCCUAUGACGACAUCUCGUGGUCGAUCUUUAACACCACCAUCAUUUAAACAAAAUGCUUGUUUACCACCGAUGCAUCAUUUGCGAUCACAAGAUUUAUAUUAUCAUCAUCCAGCUAUUUACAGUGAUCCAAAUUAUUAUCGAACAUAUGGUGAUCCAUAUUUAAUGCAACGACUACCACCACCAGUUUUUCUUCCUUCAACACCACCACCAUCAUCAUCAUCGUCAUCAUCAUCACGUGCCUAUAGAAAUAUGUAUUCAUCAUCUGGUAUUAAUCGUGAUACGUCAAAUAUAUCUACAUCAUCACAUCAUAGACGAAGUCGUAGUCGGCACAGAAAUUCACUAUCAUAUCGAAAUCGAUCUAGUCGUGAACAAAAACAUAAAAGACGAACAUCGUCAUCAUUAUCAUCAUCAACACAUGAACAAAAAUGUGAACGUGGACCACGAACACCACCAUCUAAAUCAUCAACACAUCGUUCUAGGAAACGGUAA
This is a messenger RNA of Rotaria sp. Silwood2, 885 nucleotides long. Lineage: Eukaryota; Metazoa; Rotifera; Eurotatoria; Philodinida; Philodinidae. The record is from the annotation of a GenBank genome assembly.